GCUUAGAAUCAAAUAAUUAUCCACAAAAGUUGUUGGCAUAUUUGUGUGCAUAUAUAUAGGUGAGCUGCAUUUUAGCUUAAACCGACGGCUUAGUUGCAACAAAAAUGAAAUUGUCAGCUUCCUUUAUUGCCCUCGUUUGCCUCUUCAUCUCAUCAGGCCAUGUCCAAUUAACAAGUGCAUGCACUUUCUACGUGAGCAACAAAUGCCCAUUCCCCAUAUGGCCGGCGACGGCCCCCAACCAGGGCCACCCCGUCCUCGCCGACGGCGGCUUCCUCCUCCCACCGGGCCGCACCCAUAGAUUCCAAUCCCCGGGCGACUGGUCGGGCCGGAUCUGGGCCCGAACCGGCUGCAAUUUCGACGCCUCCAACCACCUACCCGCCUGCGAAACCGGUGACUGCGCCGGCAAACUCGAGUGCGGCGGCUCCAUCGGCCUCCCUCCGGCCACCCUGGUCGAAUUCACGCUGCAGGCCGACAAGAGGAAGCCGAGCUUCUACGACGUCAGCGUCGUCGACGGCUACAACCUCCCCGUGGCCGUGGCGACGCGGCCCUCCGACGCCAAGUGCGGCAUCGCGGGCUGCGUGAAGGAUCUGAAGGCGGCGUGCCCGGACGAACUGCAGGUGAGGAACCGGAGAGGGGAGGUGGUGGCGUGCAAGAGCGCCUGCUUGGCCUUCGAUCUCGAUCAGUUCUGUUGCCGGAAUCAAUAUGGAACUCCGGCGACGUGCAGGCCCAAUGAGUACUCCAAGCUGUUCAAGCGCGCGUGCCCGGCGUAUUUUAGCUACGCCUUCGACGCGCCGUCGCCGCUCGUCAACUGCCCGUCGGAUGAUUAUGUCGUGACUUUCUGCCCCCGCGGGGUUGGCGGCGGCGGCGUCGCGGCGGAUUAGAGGUGUUUGAUGCAUGGAGUUUGAUGGAAGAGUGGAAGAAAUGAUUGUUGGUGUAGAAUUGAAUAAAUUAUAUUCUAGUUGAAUUUGUGAGAUUUUUUUUAUGUUGUAAUUUGAUGGGAAUAAACAGAGUGUAUCAAAGAGAAUGAGAUUUCAUUUAAUUCAUACUAGAUUUUAGACAUACGAAACGAAAUGAGAUUAAGUGUACCAUAUUUAAUUUAUGUCCCAACUUUCAAUUUUAUUCA
Molecule: messenger RNA, 1123 nt
Organism: Salvia miltiorrhiza (redroot sage)
Lineage: Eukaryota; Viridiplantae; Streptophyta; Magnoliopsida; Lamiales; Lamiaceae
Product: thaumatin-like protein
Exons: 2
Coding region: 105-881 (258 amino acids)
Biological process (GO): defense response
Cellular component (GO): extracellular region
Source: RefSeq, a predicted model, not a curated record